CAUUUCAAAAUAGGUCUUCGUCGUCUCUCAUGAAUUUUUUUUUACUGUUUAAUUUUUUGAUUACUGAUAAGUUUUAAAACUAAUCAAAACUUUAAUUUGAAUAUACGUACGGAGGCUCCGUCAAGAGCUUCAGUGUUACACAUUAUCUAUAAACAGAGAGAAAGAGAGUUUAAGAUCGAAGUUUUGCUUGACAUUUCAUUAAGAGGAGUAAGAUCGUCAAAUUUUGGUUCCGGAGAUGAACGGAAGGCAGGGAGGGCAGAGAUCGGGUGCGGCGGGGGUGCAGGUGCACCACCAGAGGCAGUGGUCGUCCGAUAAUUUCCUGGAGAGCUCGUCUAAUGGGAGAUGGCUUCAAUCUGCUGGACUUCAGCACUUGCAGCAGCCUAACACCUCAAUGCCUUCUCUGCAGGAUUAUAAUUUCUAUGGCGGUACUGGAGGCGGAGGGCAAGGUUUGAGAAUGUAUAGGACUGGACAGAGGGGUUUUAAUGGAGGAAACGAGAUUUACACAGAGCAUUCAACACCACCGGUUAGUUCGCGGCCCUCAAGCCAAAGGAAGAGUGGUGAGCAGUCUCCAAAUGAGUUCAGUCCUGGGCUCUUGGAUCUGCAUUCUUUUGAUACUGAACUUCUUCCUGAGAUGCCCGUUACAGCACUGUAUGAUGGUAACUCUUUAUAUAAUCCUGUCCGAGGCCAAAGCUUUGAUGACUCUGAACCCUAUGUGUUAAACAAUAAACAGACUGGUAGAGCUCAUGGGUUGCCAGAGAACAACCUCCUGAAAAGCUUUUCUGCUGACAAAGAGAAGGCUAGUUCUGUUGCAAAGAUCAAAGUUGUGGUGCGCAAGAGGCCUCUCAAUAAAAAGGAGUUGGCAAAGAAUGAGGAGGAUAUUAUUGAGACACUUUCUAAUUCUCUAACAGUUCAUGAGACUAAACUUAAGGUUGACCUAACAGAAUAUGUUGAGAAGCAUGAAUUUGUUUUCGAUGCUGUGCUGAAUGAGGAGGUUUCAAAUGAUGAGGUGUAUCACGAGACAGUGGAGCCUAUAGUUCCUAUUAUUUUUCAACGGACGAAAGCAACUUGCUUUGCAUAUGGGCAGACAGGAAGUGGAAAGACUUAUACCAUGAAGCCAUUGCCCCUCAAAGCAUCACGAGACAUUUUGAGGCUGAUGCACCAUACUUAUCGGAACCAAGGAUUUCAGUUGUUUGUCAGCUUCUUUGAAAUAUAUGGAGGGAAAUUGUUUGAUCUCCUUAGUGAUCGAAAAAAACUAUGCAUGAGAGAGGAUGGUAAGCAGCAAGUUUGCAUUGUGGGUUUGCAAGAGUACAGGGUCUCAGAUGUAGAGAUGAUUAGGGAGCUCAUUGAGAGAGGUAGUUCCUCUAGAAGUACUGGCACAACUGGUGCUAAUGAAGAAUCCUCUCGCUCACAUGCCAUACUUCAGCUUGCUAUUAAGAGGUCAGUUGAUGGAAAUGAAUCAAAGCCUCCACGUCUUGUUGGCAAACUAUCCUUUAUAGAUCUUGCUGGAAGUGAACGUGGUGCUGAUACUACAGAUAAUGACAAACAGACAAGAAUGGAAGGUGCUGAGAUUAAUAAGAGUUUACUUGCAUUAAAGGAAUGCAUAAGGGCUCUUGACAAUGACCAGGGUCACAUUCCUUUCAGAGGCAGUAAAUUAACUGAGGUUCUGAGGGAUUCGUUUGUUGGCAAUUCUCGCACUGUCAUGAUAUCAUGCAUUUCACCAAGCUCAGGUUCUUGUGAACACACCCUCAACACGUUAAGAUAUGCUGACAGGGUGAAGAGUCUUUCAAAAGGGAACAAUCCUAAAAAGGAUAUCCUGUCUUCGACUAUAAACCUCAAGGAAUCAAUUACUAUGCCUGUAUCUACAGUUUUACCAACUGCAUCAGCCUAUGAGGAUGACACUGAUGCAUGGCCUGAUCAAAAUGAAAGAGAUGACUUUGAUGCAUCAGAAGACUCCUACGAACCAGAGAAACCAGUAUGGAAAAAAAAUGGAAAGUCAGAGCUGUUCAAUCUCCCUACCUCAGAAGAUAAGUUAAAACCCAAUGGUCAGACAAAAUGGAAGGAGCAGCCAAAAUCUGGUUUUAAGAACACAAGUUCAGAUGAUGAAUUGAAUGCCCUUCUUCAGGAAGAGGAGGAUCUUGUAAAUGCUCAUCGAAAGCAAGUGGAGGACACAAUGAAUAUUGUCAGAGAGGAGAUGAAUCUAUUGGUUGAAGCAGAUCAACCAGGGAAUCAACUGGAUGAUUAUGUAACCCGAUUGAAUGCCAUUCUUUCUCAGAAGGCUGCAGGCAUCAUGGAAUUACAAACCCGUUUAGGUCAGUUCCAGAGGCGGCUAAAAGAACACAAUGUUUUAGUAUCGAGUUCUGGUUACUGAUUGAAUGUAGAGGUUCAGAUACAAGUCAUAUUAUUAGCUCGGUACUCCCGUUUAUAAGAACAAUGGCAAUGUCAUCAGCUGCAUUGCGCCAUUGCUCUUUCAGUUUUAUGACUUUCAGUAGAGCAUUAUUUGGAAGCUUCGUGUUUCAGAGGCAGCAUUUAGCUGGAUGAUUCACCAGUUAAUUACAUAUUUGUGUCAUGGUAAUUUUUUUCUAUUUGAGACGUUGAGGAUCUUUUCACUGGAAUAGGAUCCUAUCUCUCUUUCCCAUAAUACCCUUUCCCUUUUUUUAUUCAUUCGCAUUGGCACUUGCAUGCUUUUGCAAAGUCAGCACUGUAAUUUGAUUCAUUAAUGGAAUAUUCAUUGUUGGACUGCUUA
Messenger RNA from Mangifera indica (mango), 2743 nucleotides. Its product is annotated as kinesin-like protein KIN-13B. Gene Ontology annotation, molecular function: microtubule binding; ATP binding; microtubule motor activity. Gene Ontology annotation, biological process: microtubule-based movement. The record is from RefSeq and is a predicted model, not a curated record. Lineage: Eukaryota; Viridiplantae; Streptophyta; Magnoliopsida; Sapindales; Anacardiaceae.